GUAGGCGUUUGCAUGAUGAACGUGUGGGUUUGAAAGUUACUUUGAGUUAAUAUCGCACUUGUAUUCAUAUUGAAAAGGUAUUGCAGGGGGAAAUGGCUACCUCAAUAGUAUCUACAAAGUACGGUAAAAUCAAAGGAAAGAUUGUGCAUCUCAAAAUUGAAGAUGCAGAACCAGUGCACGUUUUCAGAAAUAUCCCAUUUGCAAAACCUCCAAUGGGAAAAUUACGAUUUAUGCCGCCUCAAAAAGCCGAACCGUGGAAUGGAGUGAGAGAUGGCACUGUUGUUGGAAACUGCCCGAUGUAUUCGAAACAUCUCGAUGAGAUAACAUUUGAAUGUCUUCCAUUGCCUGUUCCAUUCGUCACUGAACCUGAAAUAAACGAGGAUUGCUUGCAUUUAUCAAUAUACACUACCCAUCCAAAAAAUGACCGUCUCAAGUUACCGGUAAUGGUGUGGUUAUACGGAGGAGGUUUCACCAGUGGUUCUGAGAGUUAUUAUGACGGAAGUGUAUUGGCUGGAAUGAACGAUGUAGUGGUUGUUGUACCAAACUACAGAGUUGGAAUAUUUGGAUUCUUUUCACUUGGUCCGUCGUCCAUUUGUACAGGAAACUCUGGACUACUAGAUCAGCGGAUGGCAUUAAAAUGGGUACAAGAAAACAUUGAACAAUUUGGUGGAGAUAAAGAUAAUGUAACCAUAUUUGGCGAGAGUGCUGGUGGCAUUUCUGUCAAUCAUCACAUGAUAACGUCGAUGUCCCAUGGUUUGUUUCACAAGGCAAUAAGUCACAGUGGUCAAUCUACAAUGCCAGGUUUAUUCAAAACUAUUGAAGAAAAUAACGAGCAAAAUAAACGUCUUUUUCAACAUUUGGGGAUAGAGAGAAAUGAUGACAAUCAAAUUUUGGAAGCGAUGCAAAAUAUCCCAGCAGGCGAUUUAGUCAAAGUUUCAUUCGAGCUGGAGGCGAAAGGAGUAGCUUUCACACCCUGUAUGGAUAACAAUUUCUUCCAUAAAACACCUAAAAAAUCAUUGGAAGACAAAGACUUUAUGAAAGUGCCCUAUAUAAUUGGAAUCAAUAAUACAGAAGGACACGGCCUGAUACGAUUACUCUUCUUUGCCAAUAAAUCAGAGAACUUAACUGAGGCAGAAAUAAAGAAUUUUCCGUUUGGUCCGCUAUCGGAAAAAGAGCUUGAGAAAUGCAAACAGCUUUACAUCAAAGAUAACCAAGAUACCGCAAGAUUUGCCAAAUUAGCUGGUGACAUUAUAGGUGAUUCGAUGUUUGUUUCAAAAGCUAUUCAAACUGCAUCUAUAUAUACAGGUAGUGAACAACCUGUUUAUAUGUACUAUGGGACCUUCCAACUCAGAAUGUUUCACGAAAAAGAGUACGGCAGCGACGUACAGAAGAAAGUUAGCUGGUGUUUUUGUGACCAUGGGGAUGACGUUGUUAUGACCUUUGGGAUGCCAUUUACACCAUACGAUAUGCCUUGUGGUGCAAAAUUUUCUGACGAGGAAGCUGAGAUAAGUCGUGAAUUCAUGAAAUAUCUGACUAAUUUUGCUAGAACUGGAGAUCCAAACAAUGGCAAAAAGGUGAACGUAAAGUGGCCAAAAUACACACCGAAAGGCCAGCACCUCAAUAUAGCAAACCCAUUUUCACUCGGAAAGGACUUAGCGUCCGUGGAAGCUGAUUUUUGGAACAACCAAAUGCUGAUGGCGGUACAGUAUUUGAAUGUACGAGUGACUGUGUGCACAGUAAACGCUUGUAUUAAACCGUUACUCUCAAAAAUCGGGAGUAUGAAUGCACCAAUAAUUACUACAAAGAAUGGACGGGUCAGUGGGAGAAGAGUGGAGCUGAAGGUUAAGGAUGCGAAACCAGUUAACAUAUACAGAAAUAUUCCGUUUGGCAGACCACCGACAGGAAAACUUAGAUUCAUGCCUCCUCAACCAGCUGAUUCAUGGGAGGGUAUAAAGGAUGGCACUCAUGUUGGGAAUAUGCCGAUGCAAAUAAGUUUAGAAGAAGAACUGUUGACCAAAUAUCUUCCCAUGCCUGACCCAGGCACUUGUGUGAAAGUUAUGGACGAAGAUUGCCUUCAUCUAUCUGUUUAUAGUCCACUGGAAAGAAGUUCAAGAAAACUUCCGGUCAUGGUGUAUAUAUACGGUGGUGCCUUCACAAUUGGUUCAGAAAGAGAAGUUGAUGGAAGUGUGUUAGCUGCAUUGAAUGACGUUAUUGUAGUCGUUCCUAACUACAGAGUUGGUGUUUUUGGAUUCUUUUCCCUGAGUCCUGAUUCUGUUUGCGCUGGAAACGCAGGAUUAAUGGAUCAACAGUUGUCUUUAAGGUGGAUUCAAGACAAUAUUGAUGUUUUUGGAGGGGAUAAAGGUAAUGUUACAAUAUUUGGUGAAAGCGCAGGUGGAAUGUCUGUUCAGAAUCACAUUUUGUCACCGCUAUCCCGUGGUCUGUUUCACAAGGCUAUAAGUCACAGCGGACAAGCUUCGUAUCCAGGAAUUUGUCAUUCGGCUGAGUCAAAUGCAAGAGCUAACAAGGCACUACUAGAAAAACUUAAAAUUGAAGAAAAGGACAAUGAUAAAAUACUUGAGGCCUUGCAAGAAAUUCCAGCUAAAGAAAUAAUCAAAGCGCAUAAGGAAAUAGCUGAAGCAAAAUACACGUUUGUGCCGGUUGUGGAUGGAAUUGUGGUUCCAAAAUCACCAAGAGAGAUGCUGAACGAGGGAAACUUUACAAAAGUGCCAUAUAUUAUUGGUGCCAACAACACGGAAGGAUAUGGUCUAGCAAUCUCAAUGUUCGGCAUUGCUGAUGAAAUAUUUUCAGAACAACUGGCAAAACAAGGAAUGCCCAUACCGGUUUCCGAAAAAGGCUUCGAAGAAUGCAAAAAAUUUUAUGCAAGUGAUGUUAAAGAUCAAAAACGAUUUACAAAAAUUGUUGGUGGAUCACUUUCAGACGUAAUGACUUGGAAGGCUGUUGAAAGUGCAUCUUCCCAUUCAGAAAAAUCAGGUGCAGAUGUUUUUCUUUAUCUGGGAGCUUUCCGAUUGAAAAUGCAUCAUGAUCCAGAAUUUGCACCAGGGAUUGGAAAAAAGAGCGCAAUGUGCGUAUGCGACCACGGUGAUGAUAUAUACAUGACUUUCGGUCUUCCAUUUAUUCCGGAGCAGUUUUCGGCAGAAGUCAAGUUCACUGACGAAGAAAAGGAUCUCAGCAGAAAGUUUAUGGCAUAUCUUACAAACUUCGCUAAAACUGGAAACCCAAACAAUGGAGCCAAAGUGGAAAAGAAGUGGCCGAAGUAUCGAGAUAAAAAAGGAUACUUGGAAAUAAAAAAUCCAAUCUCAGUGGGGAUGAAUUUGGCCGAGAAAGAAGCAACAUUUUGGAGUGAGGUCAUGCAGCCACAUAUUCCAACUAUGUUUGUGUAAUAAAUUGUGUCAACGUUGUGUUGUGUCAUGAUCUGACGAGAUACUUUCUUUGAGCCUAACAACAAAAUUAUGAAAACGCAAAUUCAAGUAGUGACAGAUAUCAAGAAUCUCGAUUACUGCAUUAUUAUUUUAUAUUUGAUAUUUUAAGUAAUUGCCGGAUAAACUAAACAUAUCUAGUAAUUUUUAUACGCAAUCAAAUAUAUUCAUGUAUAACA
Styela clava is the source of this 3616-nucleotide messenger RNA. NCBI's taxonomy places the organism in Eukaryota, Metazoa, Chordata, Ascidiacea, Stolidobranchia, Styelidae. The record is from RefSeq and is a predicted model, not a curated record.